Miscanthus lutarioriparius is the source of this 2823-nucleotide messenger RNA. The record is from the annotation of a GenBank genome assembly. Lineage: Eukaryota; Viridiplantae; Streptophyta; Magnoliopsida; Poales; Poaceae.
AUGGCCCAGCAGGCAGCAGCUGAUCAUCAGUUGACGGCGGGCCGCGGCAUCAUGGUGCCGGUGUGCACGGCGGCGGCAGAGGGGCGGAACAUGGCGGCAGGGAACAACAAGCAGCAGAAGCAGCAGGGGAGCAGCUGCUGCUCCGAGCAUGAUCAGGACAUGGCGGACCUGGAGCUGGCGCUGGCGCUGCCGAUGGGCGUGCAGCGACAGGACUCGCUGUACAGGGACGCGACGAGGGCGGGCGGCGGCGGAGGCGGCAACGGGAGCCAGCAGGAAGGGUGGGCGCGGACUCUGCGGCUGGCGUUCCAGUGCGUCGGCGUCCUGUACGGCGACAUCGGGACGUCGCCGCUGUACGUGUACUCGAGCACCUUCACCGGCGGCAUCCGCGACGUGGACGACCUCCUGGGCGUGCUCUCCCUCAUCAUCUACAGCUUCCUCCUCUUCACCAUCAUCAAGUACGUCUACAUCGCGCUCAGAGCAAACGACGACGGAGACGGCGGUACGUUCGCGCUCUACUCGCUCAUCUCUCGGCACGCCAAGGUGAGCAUGGUGCCCAACCACCAGCCGGAGGACGAGCUGCACACGACGGACGACGCCUUGGGCGCCGUGCUGGGCAAGCGCGGCAGCAUGCGGCGGCGGUCGGUGCAGCUGGCGUCGCACCGGGAGCAGCGGGCCGUGUGGGUGAAGGAGCUGCUGGAGACGAGCAAGCCCGUGCGCAUCUCCCUCUUCUUGGUCACCAUCGUCGCCACCGCCAUGGUCAUCAGCGACGCCUGCCUCACGCCCGCCAUCUCCGUCCUCUCCGCCGUCGGGGGGCUCAAGGAGAAAGCGCCAAACCUCACCACAGACCAGAUCGUGUGGAUCACUGUGGGUAUCCUGGUGCUGCUGUUCGCCGUGCAGCGGUUCGGCACCCACAAGGUGGGCUACCUGUUCGCCCCCGUCGUCCUGCUGUGGCUGCUCCUCAUCGGCGGCGUGGGCGUCUACAACCUGGUGAAGCACGACGUCAGCGUCCUCCGCGCCUUCAACCCCAAGUACAUCCUGGACUACUUCCGCCGGAACGGCAGGGACGCCUGGGUCUCCCUCGGCGGCGUCCUCCUCUGCUUCACCGGCACGGAGGCGCUGUUCGCCGACCUGGGCUACUUCAGCGUGCGCUCCAUCCAGCUCAGCUUCGGCUUCGGCCUCGUCCCCGCCGUGCUCCUCGCCUACAUCGGCCAGGCCGCCUUCCUGCGGCGGUACCCGGAGCAGGUGGCCAACACCUUCUACCAGUCCACGCCGGAGUCCAUGUUCUGGCCCACCUUCGUGCUGGCGCUGGCGGCGUCGGUGAUCGGCAGCCAGGCCAUGAUCUCCUGCGCCUUCGCCACCAUCUCGCACUCGCAGGCGCUGGGCUGCUUCCCGCGGGUCAAGGUGCUCCACACGUCGCGGCAGUACCAGGGCCAGCUCUACAUCCCGGAGGUGAACUUCCUGCUCGCCCUCGUCGCCUGCGUCGUCACGCUGGCGUUCAAGACCACGGCCGUGAUCGCCGAGGCGCACGGCAUCUGCGUCGUCCUCGUCAUGCUCAUCACCACGCUGCUGCUCACCCUGGUGAUGCUCCUGGUGUGGCGCGUCAACGCCGCCUGCGUCGCGCUCUUCUUCGCCGUCUUCGCCGCCGCCGAGUCCGUCUACCUCUCCUCCGUGCUCUACCGGUUCGCGCACGGAGGGUACAUCCCGGUCGCCAUGUCCGCGCUGCUGGUGGCCGUCAUGGUGCUGUGGCACUACGUGCACGUGAAGCGCUACAAGCACGAGCUGGAGCGCACGGUGUCGCACGAGAGCGUCGUGCGGGACCUGCUGCCGCGCUGCCGCACCGUCCCGGGCGUCGGACUCUUCUACACGGACCUGGUGCAGGGCAUCCCGCCCGUGUUCCCGCACCUGGUGGACAAGAUCCCAUCCAUCCACGCCGUCCUGCUCUUCGUCUCCGUCAAGCACCUGCCAGUGCCGCACAUCGACGCAACGGAGCGCUUCCUAUUCAGGCAGGUGACGGAGGCCGGCACUGGCACUGGCACCGGCAACGGCGCCGCCACCGGCAGCAGCCCCAGCAGCACCCCGCGGGUGUUCCGGUGCGUGGCGCGCUACGGCUACCGGGACCCGCUGGAGGAGGCCAGGGACUUCGCGGCCAGCCUGGUGGAGCGCCUCCAGUACUACAUCCGCGACGUCAACCUCUACGGCGUGGACCACCAGCAGCCGGGCGCCAAGGUCAGCUACCCGAGCUCGCGCUGCGACAGCAUGGUAGUGGCGCGGCAGAGGUCGGUCAUGAUGCUGCGCCAGUCAUCGGCCGCGUCCUACUACUCAUACACUACGGAGACGGCGGCGACGACGACCCAGCAGCUUCAGCUGGCGAGGGCCAGGUCCACGUCGGGGGGUGGCCCGCCGCCGCCUGGCAUCCUCCACUCGGCGUCGUGCGCGGAGAGGGCCGACCAGCUGUCCCGCGCCAGGUCCACGGGCAUCUUCGCGGAGGAGAUGGUGACGCCGGCGGAGUCGUUCUCGGAGCUGUCGCGGAUGGGGAGCAUCGGCGGCAUGCAACAACAGGCGGCGGCGGCGGUGAAGAUCAGCCUGGAGGAGAUGGCUCGGAUCGAGGAGGAGCAGCGGUUCAUCGAGCGGGAGAUGGAAAAGGGGGUGGUGUACAUCCUCGGGGAGAGCGAGGUGGUGGCGCGGCCGCACUCGUCGCUGCUCAAGAAGAUCCUCGUCAACUACGCCUACGCCUUCCUACGCAACAACUGCCGCCAGGGGGAGAAGAUGCUCGCCAUCCCAAAGUCGCAGCUGCUCAAGGUCGGCAUGUCCUACGAGAUCUGA